Messenger RNA from Branchiostoma floridae (Florida lancelet), 4281 nucleotides. RefSeq names its product kelch-like protein 29. The record is from RefSeq and is a predicted model, not a curated record. NCBI's taxonomy places the organism in Eukaryota, Metazoa, Chordata, Leptocardii, Amphioxiformes, Branchiostomatidae. Gene Ontology annotation, molecular function: protein binding. Bases 340 to 2199 code for a protein of 619 amino acids. The transcript is spliced from 5 exons.
UUCGUUGUGCAUGAUGGGAAUUGCAUAUGGCGGUCCUACAAGUGGGAUUUUGGGUUUUGCUUUAGUUUUAUGCCCAGUAUUUCUAUAAAUUUGCAGCUGAUACCACAAAACUUCAACGCACCUGAAGGUAUUCGAGUGGUGGUUGUUGGCAGGAGAUUUUUGAGUUUGCAAUGAGACGGUUCCUUGAAGAACGACUGGUGCUUUGGUGAUGUACGUUGUGUCACUGUUGUUUGGAGCUAGCUGCUGCUGCGUGACUCUUUCAAACUUCUUCUAAACCUUGAAGGACGAAGAGUUCUACAGAUCAGACACGGUUUCCUGAACACCAAGCCCAGAAGAAGGAUGUUCAGUCGUGGCAGUAGUCGCAGCGGCAGCCCUGCCAGCAGCGGUGGGUCCCAGGUCCCCUCCCCCUCCCCACACCACAAGAUCCCUCCCCUGCCUGACAACAACAGUGAGUUUGACUACUUCGACGACACCCACUCCUCGGAGAUCCUGAGCUUACUGAACGAGCAGCGCCUGCAGAAUGAGUUCACGGAUGUCGUGGUGUGCGUGGACAAGCACGAGUUCCCCUGCCACCGCGCGGUCCUGGCGGCAAGCAGUCCUUACUUCAACGCCAUGUUUUCUAUCGAGAUGCGAGAGAGCAAACAGGACAAGAUCAUGCUGGAGGAAGUGCAGCCAGAAGGAAUCAAACUUCUUGUAGACUUUGCUUACACAGGAAGAGCCAAGAUAACCAAGGCCAAUGCCCAGGCACUACUUGAGGCAGCCUGCAUGUUCCAGUAUACCAAGAUGCGGGAUGCCUGUGGUACCUUCUUGGAGAAAAACCUGGACCCCUCCAAUGUGUUAGCCAUCGUGAACUUGGCAGAUGCCCUGUGUUGUCGGGACCUACAUCGUAAGUCGAUGCGGUAUGCUCUACAGAAGUUUUCAGCCGUCGCACGACAGGAAGAAAUGCUGUCGCUCUCGAAGGAGGAGAUCGUCAACUACCUGUCUCAUGACAACCUGGAGGCCCAACAUGAGGAGGCCGUGUUUGAGGCUGCCACGCGAUGGCUCCGUCACGACUUCAAAUGUCGCAAGGCCUUCGCUGCAGAGGUGCUGUCUGCAGUCCGCUUCCCAUUCCUCCGCCCCACGUACCUCCUGAGUGCCGUGGAAGGGGACUCCAUCAUACAGAAUGACAAGAGCUGCCGUGCUCUGGUGGAGGAAGCCAAAAGGUUCCACUUGCUUCAGAUGGAGGGGAGAGGGUUGGAGUCCCCGCGGACGAAGCCUCGUAGCUGUGUGGGGUCAGAGGUCAUCUUCAUCGUGGGGAGUUCAGACAAGGUGGUGUCCAACCUGGACGAUGUACGAUGUUACCACCCUGAGUCCAAAGAAUGGUACAUCCUGCCCAAUCUUCCCAGCAAGUAUGUCAUGAGAAGUGUGGUGGCUCUCAAUGAUGACGUGUAUGUCAGUGGUGGCAUGUUGAACGGACUGUCGACAGAUGAGGUGUGGAAGUACUCGUCCCGUACGGGGAUCUGGAACAAAGACUCUCCCAUGCGCCAGGCCAGGGAUGCACAUGGCUCAGCUGUGGUGGAGGGCAGUAUUUAUGUGGUUGGAGGUGAGGCAUCUGGUGCUAUCCUCAACAGUGUGGAGCGGUUUGACCCUCUCACUAACAGAUGGGAGGACGUCCCUCCACUGGUAAAGGCAGUGUUUGGCUGCUCGGUUGCUGCACAUCGUGGGAAACUGUACGUGAUUGGAGGAGUGGCCAACAAUGGCAGCAACAUGCAGUCCCACCUGAUACAGUGCUACUCACCGGAAACUCGGAUAUGGACCUCCAUCGAAUCCCCGCUCGUGGACAACAAGGCUGCGCCGACGGCAGUCCUGAACGAUAACAUCUACAUCAUUGGGGGAUUCUCUAGCAGCUGUACCGUGUACGAACCUGGAACAAACAACAUCCAGCGUGUGGCGGACAUGCAUGUUCCACGUGCCUUACAUGGGUCUGCUGUGGAAGGGAACAAGGUGUAUGCCAUCGGGGGGUUACCCGAUGUGGGAAAACCUCCACAUGACACCAUGGAGUGUUAUGAUCCUGCCACUGACACAUGGGAAAUACAGGCUGCACUUCCCAAGGCCAUCAUAGUCCAUGGUUGCUGCACGAUUAGGAUGAACAUUGCAACGCUUGAAGAUAGAAAACUGCCAUUAAAGGAUGGACAGUCAAAUUCCCAGCAGAAUACAUAGUCAAGACAAAAUCUAUACUGGUAUGACUUGUUUAAAAGUGAGUUAUCAAAACAGUUCCUAUUCAGUCUUGUGUUGUCUACACAUAUUACAUGAGGUGCUUGGGUACUGUUAUCAUGAUUAACAUAUAACAUAUAACCACUUCAUAUAACCAGACCAUAUAUCUACAGAUGUCACUAUGUCUUGACUGUUCCCACCAGAGAGAUCUGCUGCAUCGAAAGUGCUCAAACUUGACAACUUGACCAUAAACCAUAAUAAAACUCAAAUUCUGAAAUUCUACAAAGUGUACCAAAAUUUCCAUUGAUGAUUUGGUUCAAUUAUUGUUUUAUUGAAAACUGUUAGGCCAUGUACACACAUUGUGCAACUGUGACUGUAAGACAUAGACACUAAAAUGUAUACUAUGAUAUUAUGUACCAUGUGUUUGCUAUGGCUUACAUGACAAGUAAGACCAAAUGAAUUUUUUGUUUGAUUCACAUAUCACCAAUGUGCAGAGACUGUGGAAUGGGUACUGUAGAAUAACACAUGUACAACUCUGUAGUCAAAACAAGCACUAGAUGUUAACACCUAAGAUGUUAAGUUCAGCAUAUCUUACUUGUACAUUUUGUAAUUAGGUGUCAGGUUGAUAAACCACGAGAUAACAUCAAUGGAUAAAGGGUUCAAUUCUCUAAUUUUGAGAUGUAUGUGUCCAUUAUUUGUUAGUUCCUGCACUUCCUGUUUUGUAUAACCCAUGUACAACACAAAAGUAAUCAGAACUACAUUUACCACGUAGCAAUUUAUUGUGAUUUUUAUUAACCCCACAACAAACCUACCAUAUCUAAUAACUUUUGCUUGAUAUGUACAUAUAUUCUCCUUUUCUGUUUUGUUCCACUUACAUGUACUUGUAUUCUUUAAUCACCCAAUGUUACUACUAUGAUUCUCCAGUGAUUGGAGACUUGCCAGCUUGGUAACCAUUCUCAGCUUGCAGUGAAUGGAUAUUUUACCUGCCCCAGGCGUAUUAAGCUUAUGCCUUUUUCUGACAGCCUAUCUUUCCAGCCGGCCUUUCUGAUAACUUCUUGAACAAAGUAAUUGAAAGCAACAUCGUUAAAUAAAAAUUACGAGCUGAAAUUACCGACAAGAGCUAAAGGGCCUGGGCAGGCAGGUAACACUCCCAACACUGUAGGGAUAUCAGGGAGCUUCUGAAUGUAUGGUUACUGGGCUAAUUUGGAACCAAUUCAAACUGUAGUGCUGUUGUGUAAUGAUCUAAUCUCCCAACAGAUCCUAUAGUGGCAUAAGAUAGUAUCCUAAAGCAAGGAGUGUCAAAUAACACGGCAAAUGACACUCAGCCGGCUAAACUCCUUGGCCAACUUUAUGAUACUGUCUUAUGCCACCACAGGAUUUGCUGGGAGAUUAUAAUGAUCCAUUUUGGGCCUCAAAAUACUCAGGUGACAUAUGUUGUAUUAAAAUGAGAUGAACAGGGAUAAUCUAUCUAUAAUCUAGUUAUGAUGUUUAUCAGUUACAACUUUAAGACAUUUGUUUGAAAAAUGGAACCAUGGAGACAAUAUGUGCAAGUCAUUCUGUGCAGCUGUAUUAACAUUUAAAAUAUAUACUGCAUAUUCAUGUUGGUGCAAUGUGUAUAAUUUGAGCAUAGCAUUUGUUUUUGAGGGUUCAUUAUGAUCAUAACAAAAAUGCAGCAACUAACAUUUUAUUCAUUUAGGUCUUGUUGGAAAACCAGUUGGGUCUCUACUCUUCUUGUGUUUGAUACUUGCCACUAUAAUUAAGUACAUGUAUAAAGCAUUUUUGCAGAAUGCUAGACCUGCUCAUGUUAAAAAGUGGGCUUGCGUAAGUGCGAAAAGUGUAUACCAUGAGAUGCUUAGUUACAUGUCAGUCCAUUUCCAUUGUUAAGUGCUAUAUGUUAAACAUGUACAUGGCAACAACAACAAAAAUCUUGCUUUGGGAAGUACAGUAACCAUUAAGUCACUUCUGCUGGAUGUAGGCUACAUAAUGUAUGUUGUUAUCAUUGCCGUAGGUUUAUAUUCAUAUGUGGCAUACACAAUAUCUGGCUAACUCCUGAAGUAACUAAUAAACUCUUCUCAAAACAGUGUCAAA